CCGAGCAGCCUGUGUGCUCCAUACUCCAAAACAGCUCGGCACGGCGCGGCGCGGCUCGGGCAUCACCCUGGGAAUAGAGAAAUACCUGGAAAGGAAGGUUUGAGCGGAAACAGGCCUCAACAGCAGCUUCGUGUUUUUGAUUUUUUUGCACACAAGCAAGGACGGGGGGAGUGCGCCCACCGCGUUGCGGGUGUAUGUGCGUGCGUUUGGAUCACGAUGAUGCAAAGUGCGGCGGUCCUACCGACAGAGAGUCCUGUAAAGAGUUUACCGGAGAUUCUCGGUGUGCCACUGCAGCAGAUCCCUCAGUGUGCAGGCUGCAGUCAGCACAUCCUGGAUAAGUUCAUCCUGAAGGUGCUGGACAGGCAAUGGCACUCCAAGUGCCUCAAGUGCGCAGACUGCCAGACCCCGCUGGCGGAUAAAUGCUUCUCCCGGGCGGGCAGCGUGUACUGCAAGGAGGACUUCUUCAAGCGUUUUGGGACGAAGUGUGCGUCAUGCCAGCAGGGCAUCCCUCCGACGCAGGUGGUGCGGAAGGCGCAGGACUUUGUGUAUCACCUGCACUGCUUCGCCUGCAUCAUGUGCAGCAGACAGCUGGCCACCGGGGACGAGUUUUACCUCAUGGAGGACGGGAGGCUGGUGUGCAAGGUGGAUUACGAGACCGCCAAACAGAACGAUGAUUCAGAGGGUGGGACAAAACGACCAAGGACCACCAUCACCGCAAAGCAGCUGGAGACCCUCAAAAGUGCCUACAAAAACUCGCCAAAGCCUGCCCGCCACGUCAGAGAGCAGCUUUCCUCUGAGACAGGCCUGGAUAUGAGAGUUGUGCAGGUUUGGUUCCAGAACCGGCGAGCCAAGGAAAAGCGUCUAAAGAAAGACGCCGGCCGCCACCGCUGGACUCAAUUCUAUAAAAGUGUCAAACGCAGCAGAGGAGGAACUAAGGUGGAGAAGGAGAGCUCAGCCGACGAUGCAGGGCUCAGCGACAGUGAGCUGAGCUUCAGAGACGACCAAGUCCUGUCCGAUCUCAGCCACGCAAACGGCCUCUACGGGAGCGUGGGUGACAUGACCAGCGGCGCAGUCCUGAACGGCGGCUUCUCCGUCGACGCGGCGGGACAGCCCUACCAAGACAUCCGACCAGGGAGCCCUUACGGUCUCCCCCAGUCUCCGUCCUCCAUCGCCUCCCUGCCCGGCCACACACCUCUCCUCAACAACCUGACCUUCAACAUGGACAGUCUGGUGGUGCAGGGGGGGCCCGGAGGCGUGGGACAGGCUCUGAGGGCCAUGGUGGGGGGCCCCACCUCAGACCUCUCCACAGGCAGCAGUACGGGAUACCCAGACUUCCCCACUAGCCCGGCCUCGUGGCUGGAUGAGAUGGACCAUUCCCAGUUCUGAGCCCCCAGCUCAGUU
Molecule: messenger RNA, 1401 nt
Organism: Fundulus heteroclitus (mummichog)
Lineage: Eukaryota; Metazoa; Chordata; Actinopteri; Cyprinodontiformes; Fundulidae
Gene: lhx4
Product: LIM homeobox 4
Exons: 6
Coding region: 217-1386 (389 amino acids)
Biological process (GO): neuron differentiation; regulation of transcription by RNA polymerase II
Cellular component (GO): nucleus
Molecular function (GO): RNA polymerase II transcription regulatory region sequence-specific DNA binding; DNA-binding transcription factor activity, RNA polymerase II-specific
Source: RefSeq, a predicted model, not a curated record